AAAAUCCCAAACCUCUCCCUGCUGCCGAACCUUUACUUUCUUCAUAUCCGAGUUUCCCUUCCUGUUCUCUUCUUUCACAGUGAACCCUAGCUCUGAAACCCUAGCCUUUUCAACACGCCUCACGGUCAUCGCCCUCCGACAUCCGAAGUAACGGCCAUCUCUCUUCGGGAGGCUUCAGUCUGAAGAAAAAGUUUUUGAAGGCCAAAUUUACAUCAUUUGUUCUGAAGACGAACAGAGGCUGCUUCCCAGCAAGGAAUGCAUGCUUGCAUGACCUUUUGACAUUUCUGCAAUGUCGGGGUUACUCAAUUCUUCUCUCAAUGGAUCAACUUCAAACCUUCAAGAUAGCAAUGGGAGAUCUUUUGCGACAUCUUUUUCAGCUCAAUCUGGUGCAGCAUCUCCUGUUUUUCAUCACAGUGGAAGUAUUCAAGGCUUACACAAUAUUCAUGGGAGCUUUAACGUUCCCAACAUGCCUGGAACACUUGCAUCAAGAAACUCAACAAUAAACAGCGUUCCUUCUGGUGGGGUUCAACAACCUACUGGAAACCUUUCCAGUGGACGAUAUGCAUCAAAUAGUCUUCCUGUCGCACUUUCUCAGAUAUCUCAUGGGAGCUCACAUGGACAUUCAGGAGUCGCAAAUAGAGGAGGUAUAAGUGUUGUAGGAAGCCCUGGAUAUAGUAGUAGCACCAAUGGAGUUGGUGGUUCUAUUCCUGGAAUUCUCCCUACCUCUGCAGCAAUUGCUAACCGGAGUGCUGUCCCAGGACUGGGAGUAUCUCCAAUAUUGGGAAAUGCAGGUCCUCGGAUUACGAGUUCAAUGGGAAACAUAGUUGGUGGAGGCAACAUUGGGAGGAGCAUUAGCUCUGGUGGAGGAUUAUCUGUGCCCGGUAUUGCUUCUCGCUUAAAUUUAGCUGCAAAUAGUGGUUCGGGAAGUUUAAAUGUCCAAGGACCGAAUAGAUUAAUGAGUGGUGUGCUUCAGCAAGCAUCUCCACAGGUGAUUUCUAUGCUAGGAAAUUCCUAUCCUUCUGCUGGAGGUCCAUUAUCUCAAGGCCAUGUCCAAACAGUCAAUAAUCUGAGCUCGAUGGGGAUGUUGAAUGAUGUGAACUCCAAUGAAAAUUCCCCCUUUGAUAUUAAUGAUUUCCCUCAGUUGACAAGUCGACCUAGUUCUUCUGGAGGACCUCAAGGACAAUUGGGUUCCCUGAGAAAACAAGGUCUUGGAGUUAGUCCUAUUGUUCAACAGAACCAAGAGUUCAGCAUCCAAAAUGAGGAUUUUCCAGCUUUACCGGGAUUUAAAGGUGGUAAUGCUGAUUAUGCUAUGGAUUUGCACCAGAAAGAACAAUUUCAUGACAAUACUGUAUCUAUGAUGCAAUCUCAGCACUUCUCUAUGGGAAGAUCUGCUGGGUUCAACUUGGGGGGAUCAUACUCCUCUCAUCGUCCACAGCAACAACAGCAACAUGCUCCUGCAGUCAGUAGUGGUGGUGUCUCCUUUUCACCAGUAAACAAUCAGGAUCUCCUUCAUUUGCAUGGCUCAGAUAUCUUCCCAUCUUCUCACUCAACCUAUCACUCACAGACAAGUGGACCUCCCGGUAUUGGAUUAAGACCUCUAAAUUCUCCAAAUACUGUUUCUGGUAUGGGGUCAUAUGACCAGCUUAUCCAGCAAUAUCAACAACACCAGAACCAGUCCCAAUUUCGCUUGCAACAAAUGUCAGCUGUUAGUCAGGCAUUUAGGGAUCAGGGCAUGAAGUCGAUGCAGGCUACACAAGCUGCUCCGGAUCCAUUUGGUUUGCUUGGCUUGUUAAGUGUAAUAAGGAUGAGUGACCCUGAUUUGACAUCUCUUGCCCUUGGAAUUGAUCUAACAACACUUGGGUUGAACUUGAACUCGGCCGAAAAUCUUCACAAGACUUUUGGUUCCCCGUGGUCUGACGAGCCAGCCAAAGGAGAUCCAGAGUUCAGCGUGCCUCAGUGUUAUUAUGCUAAACAACCACCUGCUCUACAUCAAGGUUACUUCUUGAAGUUCCAGGUGGAGACAUUGUUUUAUAUUUUCUAUAGCAUGCCGAAAGACGAAGCCCAAUUAUAUGCUGCAAAUGAACUCUACAACCGAGGCUGGUUUUUCCACAGAGAGCACCGGCUGUGGUUCAUAAGGGUUGCUAACAUGGAGCCACUUGUUAAGACAAACACAUAUGAGAGAGGAUCUUAUCUUUGUUUUGACCCGAACACAUGGGAGUCAGUCCGAAAGGAUAAUUUUGUUCUCCAUUAUGAGCUGUUGGAAAAGAAACCACCUCUACCGCAACAUUAACAUAUAUUCCCAGUUUACAAUGUAAAGUUCUAACUUUUUUAAGUUUUAUGGAACCCAUUCAUUAGAUCGGAAGUCAGUUUGUAGCUUUAAUGUUCCUUCAAUUUGGCAAUUGUAAGCAAUUGGUGCAUCAAUAUUUAUUGCGUUGAUAAGUUAUUUUAGUCUCGUUUUGCUUUUC
Messenger RNA from Vitis vinifera (wine grape), 2465 nucleotides. Its product is annotated as probable NOT transcription complex subunit VIP2. The transcript has 14 exons. The record is from RefSeq and is a predicted model, not a curated record. NCBI's taxonomy places the organism in Eukaryota, Viridiplantae, Streptophyta, Magnoliopsida, Vitales, Vitaceae. Bases 290 to 2290 code for a protein of 666 amino acids. Gene Ontology annotation, cellular component: CCR4-NOT core complex; P-body. Gene Ontology annotation, biological process: nuclear-transcribed mRNA poly(A) tail shortening; regulation of DNA-templated transcription.